Molecule: messenger RNA, 4344 nt
Organism: Diceros bicornis minor
Lineage: Eukaryota; Metazoa; Chordata; Mammalia; Perissodactyla; Rhinocerotidae
Gene: GID8
Product: GID complex subunit 8 homolog
Exons: 5
Coding region: 260-946 (228 amino acids)
Biological process (GO): positive regulation of canonical Wnt signaling pathway; proteasome-mediated ubiquitin-dependent protein catabolic process
Cellular component (GO): cytoplasm; nucleus
Molecular function (GO): protein binding
Source: RefSeq, a predicted model, not a curated record
GAAGAGAACGAGGUUAUCGCAGAAUCCCUUCAGCAGGGACUGCGCUCGCCAGGACGUGCAUGGCUGGUUGCGUGACUUCAGAAUUGGGAUGUUUGAUUUGAAUCAAACAUUGAAUAUUUAACAGCCGAGUUUUUCCUGCGCAAAACAGAACGGGCCAGUUCUCCAAAGGGGUUGCUUUGCAAAGUCGCUCUCCACGCCAGGGAGUGGUACUGGGGUGAUUGCUGGUUACAGUGGACGCUGAGAGAAGAAAUAAAUCAGAAUGAGUUACGCAGAAAAACCCGAUGAAAUCACAAAAGAUGAGUGGAUGGAGAAACUCAAUAACUUACAUGUGCAGCGAGCAGACAUGAACCGUCUCAUCAUGAACUACCUGGUCACAGAGGGCUUUAAGGAGGCAGCAGAAAAGUUUCGAAUGGAAUCCGGGAUCGAACCUAGUGUGGAUCUAGAAACACUUGACGAGCGAAUCAAAAUCCGUGAGAUGAUCCUGAAAGGCCAGAUUCAGGAGGCUAUUGCGUUGAUCAACAGCCUCCAUCCAGAACUCCUGGACACGAACCGGUAUCUGUACUUCCACCUGCAACAACAGCACCUGAUCGAGCUGAUCCGCCAGCGUGAGACAGAGGCGGCGCUGGAGUUCGCCCAGACCCAGUUGGCGGAGCAAGGCGAGGAGAGCAGAGAGUGCCUGACAGAAAUGGAGCGCACGCUGGCCCUGCUGGCCUUCGAUAACCCUGAAGAGUCACCCUUCGGAGACCUCCUGAAUAUGAUGCAGAGACAGAAGGUGUGGAGUGAAGUUAACCAGGCUGUUCUAGAUUAUGAAAAUCGUGAGUCAACACCCAAGCUGGCAAAAUUACUGAAACUACUCCUUUGGGCUCAGAAUGAGCUGGACCAGAAGAAAGUAAAAUAUCCCAAAAUGACAGACCUCAGCAAAGGUGUGAUUGAGGAGCCCAAGUAGAGUCUGUGUGGUGGACGCCGCGCCUCACCCAGCGGGCUCGUUGGCCCGUCUGCGACUAAAAGAUUUUUACUGCAGUAGAGAACUCUUUCCCCCUCUUACUUUUUUUUGACCCGGCAUCUUUUUUAAAGGGAAAAAUGGCCUUUUGAAGCGCUGGAAGACUCGCAGUGGAAGACACUGUCUCUGGCAGUCUGAUCCGCCUCUGCCUGCGGCGCGUCUGGAGGUGCCAGUGGCUGGCACUGUGCUCCUGGCACGGUGUGGUGGCUGCUGAAGGGUUCCUUUGCGUCGAGAGCUGAGUUCCUGGGGACUGCGGCUACACUCGGGCUCCACCAAGUACACGAGCAGCACUGGCGGUCCCUCUGCUCUCUGCGGGCACGUGGGCAACAGCACGUGUCCUCACUUCUCUGAGUCUCCUCAGGCCCUCACGUGGGAGUUUCUCCUUACCCCCUUGGUUUUUGCUUUUUCAUAGGAAAGACUAUAUAAAUUUGUAAAUCCUAAUUCAGACACUUGUUUUGUGUGAUGGUAUUGAGUUUGAUGUGUUUUCCCUUUUGGUCUGCGUUGUGUGGCUUUUGGGGAGGUGUGUGUGUGAGGGCGGGCUGUGUGUUUUUUAAUUUUUUAAAUAUAUAUUUUGGUGCUGUACGUGGUGAGAGACUUUCCUAGUGGAUCAAUGAACCAUCUCUUCUAGGCAGUUUUGAUGAAAAUAAAGGUUUCUCUUUGAUUUCAAGAAUGACCAAAAUGGCCUCUGAAAAGUUUCAGUCGUCUCAAACAGACCUCUUGUUUUGGGGGCUGACUUCCCUGUUGUGCUGGCACUCACAUUGGUGCCUGCAGCUGGAGGGCACUUUGCCAGCCCUGUAUGCCUGGAGUGGACUUCCAAGAGGGAGGGGGGCCAGUGCUGAUGGCUGUGUGCCUUGGUGUGGUGGAGUCCUUGGCUGGGAGUACGUGGUCAGCCUCAGGUGACCCCUGCCCAGUGGGGAGCUUGGAAGUGGCAGCCAGUGAGACCGAGUGCCCUUGUAAUUCGGGGUGCAAACGUGUGUUUGAAUUCAUGGCAGAGUGUCACUGGGCGAUGGUGCUAGGACUUGAUUUUGUGGAUCUUUACAGAACCACUAACCCCUCGGGACGAGUCCUGAGAUGGUGAUGACAGUGUCCAAGAGCAUGGAGCUCCUCUUGCCUCUGAGGGCUUCUGCACGUCCUCAGGUGGGGGCUUCCAGCUGCCAGGGCGGCUGUGACUCAGUUCUCCCUCGGCGGAUUCCUUGUGCUGGGGCAGGGUGUUCUGGUACCCAGAGCUUGGUGGAGAGAAAUGCCACUAGCAGCUGAAUUUGGAGGAGUCAGUUUGCUUUGACAAGCAAGGUUAGGCAGCUUGCGGCUACUCAUGUAGGUCAGGUGGCCCGCCUCUGAUUCCUGGGGCCGUCUUUGUCCAGUCCUCCCUGUACCCUGAGGCUCUAGCUUGCAGUGUCUGUGGUGCGGCUGUCCUCUGCCUGCACUGGGGGUCUAUGAGGGCGCUGCUGUUCAUGGGCAGGAGCUGUGGGCAGCAUUUACCUUCCCCAGGUGGUGGCUGUCAUUCGGUCACAGCAACCUGGUGAACUGCUGUGGCACCUGCCGACCACCGUGGCCUCCAGACUUCCCCUUCGUGCUGCCCGGUUCAUAUGGGGAAGGUGAAGGGGGUCCUCCCCUUAUCCCAGAAGUGGUGUGUUUCAACUGUCUCCCUAGUCGUCUUCAGAUGUGACCUUUUUUUAGCAUCAUUUCCUCUGAGUUUUGAGGAUAAAAAUAAGUUAGAGGGAAAGAGAGUUUUAAUCUUCAGGUAACUAAUAGUUAAAUAUAGCAGAAGCUGGAAGAAGAACCUUAGGAGAGAGGUAGAGAUACUUUGAAAAGCACCAGAUAAUUCAGCAUGUUCCUACUUCUCUUGUAUGGUGAGUGUGCAUAAGACCAUUUACCUGCAUAACCAAUAUGCGAUCAAUUGGACGUAUUCUCCAAAUUAGAGGGUGUGAGGGGUGUAGUAAUGGGGAGCCCAGCUGGCAGGAGUUAUCCACAGACUCCCGGCACCUGGGUGGGUUUUGUCGUGUGCAUGACAUGUCAGGAAGUGGCGGUAAGACUCGGCGUUGGUGUUUCCUUUCCCGGUUCAGUGAGUAGCUUCGUAGCCAGUGCUGAAAACCAGCGUGAGCUUGGUGUUGGUGGACUCGAAGGAUUCAGCUGUUAUUCUUUUCUUCACUCUGGUUUAAGAGGUUUAGUUACUUUUCCAAGGAUCUGUUAGUGGACUAGAAAUUUCCUCCAAAGGGAGUGGCUUUUCAGACUUUUCCUUUUUGCCACCUUUUUGCAGUCUCUGUUUUUUCAGCAAGCAAGCUAAAGCCAUUUCGAGAUAAUGAACAUUAUGUAUAAUUUGAUUUUUCUGCUUCGUCUCAUUUGGAUUUCGCUGUUGUUUAUUAAAAUGUAAUGUGUUACAGAGGUAGUUUAUUUCUUCUUUUUACGCUUUCUUGUGGAAAGUGCCUUGAAAUAAAUAAAAUCUGAGAAUAUUCUGGUACUCUAUGUUCCUGUUAUCAUGAAGUUGUGUGAGGAGUAACCCCUUGUUUGGAAUCUCUCUGAAGUAUAGGGAUUGUUGCAAAGCAAAUGAGAACUGUUGUAUUUUGCCGUUUGAAUUAAGGUUUCCAGGUUCUAGAAAAGGCACGUGCUUCUUGGGUCUGGUAUUUGAGAUGAAAGCCUCCCCGCACGUGACUGAAGACCCGUGAGCGAGAGACACGGAGGCCAUUCCUUUCGUCCAGUCAAGACGCGCUCUGAAGACGUGUGGAGAAAACAGGUUGAGGACACUUUUUCUAAGGCCGUGUGAUGUCUUUACUUUCCUGUUUCUGUACACUAUUAGCUUUGGGGGGUGGCGGAACCAGGGGUGUCAGAAAGAAUCGUACACAUUUUAUGUUAAAGACAAUGACGUCUUCGGGAUAAUGGAGCAGGACUCCCUUCCGGGUUGUUACCGUCAAUCUCAUUAUGAACAAAAGACCAGAGUAAAAGCGUCAGGUGAAUGCAGUGGUCUGUCUGCUUUUCUGCCGACCGAAGACAUCCAGUCGGACGUAGUAGGACGCCAUGUCCUCCUCAGCCUGGAGAAGUGCGGCUCUGACGUGUUUCACUGACACCACGAGUGUUGUCUUUUACAACGGGUAUAUUUUUAUUUCAGAAGUAUGUACUGCUUUUUUGGAUUUGUAGUAAGUUGUACUGUCAGCAUCAGUCCUGUGAAAUCCUGUAUGGGACCGUCACCUGCUGUAGUCCCUUUGUACUCCUCUGAUUCUGUAGCCCUGCUUUAUUCCUGUGGGGCAGAUAUGCACUGCCCCCACCAGCAUCUUUUGAAAAAUGCAAAAUGGGUUGCUUUUGCUGCCUGUUCUUAAUUUCAUAGUAAAAGUUUUCACAUUUUUCUCAGA